AUGACCAAAUCAAGUCGAGGACCUUUCACAGGGAUCCGCCAGGCCUGCGAUGCCUGCCACUUUAAGAAGAUCCGCUGUCUGCGAGGUCCGGAAGAAGGCGACGGGCCAUGUCAGAAAUGCAGCCGCGAAGGCGUCGCAUGCGUCUUCAGUCCCGCGUUGAAGACGGGCAGACCACCGAAGAAGCCCCUUGCGGCGAUCCAUCCCGAACCUGGGCCAGCUCUGACACCGCCAUCGACCUUAUCCUCAGACACUCCAUCACAGCCUAUCGAUUCAGUUUCCCAGGCUUCACCAUCUACGUUGGACGAACUACCGAUCCCCUGGGAAGCAUGGGACGGCAUGGAUAUGGGCAUCGUCUGCUUCCCUUCGGCAGACUGUCCCCUGCAACAUGACUUUGACGAAUUGAAGAAGGCCGCCAAGCCGGAAGUCAUCGUUCUCAAGCGGCUCGAGCAGCUUUCAGCGUUCCAACAGCAGCUCGUCGCAAAGAGAAGGGAGCAUGCCGCCGUGUUCUCCCGGCAGCUUGGGACCGAUGCCUCCAACGCCAUACAGGAGAUGCUGCAAAUCACCCAGAAGGUGACAAAGUUCAACGCCUGGCUGAUGAUGGGCGGCGCCAAGUUCGCCUUCCGCAAGCCCAUGCUAGACUCUAUGUCAGACGAGACGGCUCUCAUGAUGGUUGUAUCGCCAGCCACGAUGGUCCUGGAGGUUUUUGUUGACAUUCUUGAGCUGGCGUUUCCGUCCCUGAAGAAGCGGUCAUCGGAUUCGGACUCUGGCGAGAGCAGUAUAUGUGCGAUCAACCCAGCGCUUCUGUCAAACGCCAGCAUGAAAGAGCUCGGGUUUGCGCCGACCGCUGUGCCCGACAUUACAGCUGUGCAUGAUCUUGCGAACCCGGUGUGUAUCUACAUUCUCCUGACAGCGCUCCAGGAUCAGCUGGACUCGAUGCGGAAGGCUGUCGAACUAGCUUUGGACUCGUUCCCGAGGAUGGAUUCUGCUAAGGGAGCUCAAGGUUUGUUGCCUGCGAUUAUGGAUCAAUAUUCUGAAAAGAUUCGCCAUGUUCAGGGGCACAUCACCAAGGCGGGUGGGGACAAUCUAAUGACUGGGCUGGAUUGA
Molecule: messenger RNA, 1104 nt
Organism: Colletotrichum gloeosporioides
Lineage: Eukaryota; Fungi; Ascomycota; Sordariomycetes; Glomerellales; Glomerellaceae
Product: Transcription factor ACEII
Exons: 1
Coding region: 1-1104 (367 amino acids)
Biological process (GO): regulation of DNA-templated transcription
Molecular function (GO): DNA-binding transcription factor activity, RNA polymerase II-specific; zinc ion binding
Source: RefSeq, a predicted model, not a curated record